Molecule: messenger RNA, 1716 nt
Organism: Penicillium alfredii
Lineage: Eukaryota; Fungi; Ascomycota; Eurotiomycetes; Eurotiales; Aspergillaceae
Product: putative MFS alpha-glucoside transporter
Exons: 2
Coding region: 1-1716 (571 amino acids)
Biological process (GO): transmembrane transport; carbohydrate transport
Cellular component (GO): membrane
Molecular function (GO): carbohydrate:proton symporter activity
Source: RefSeq, a predicted model, not a curated record
AUGGCCGAUCCCAAGGCACAAGAGACCGUGAUGCCGGUUGAUGGGCCCCUCCACCACUACCCCUCGACCGAGGGACCUGCCUCCGACUCGUCCAUGACAAAAGUCAUUCAAAAUGCCAAAGCCGCCACACAAAAGGAACAGAAGAUGUCCUUGCUUCAAGGCAUUCGACUGUACCCCAAGGCAGUUGCGUGGAGUGUUCUCAUCUCGACGUGCAUUGUCAUGGAGGGAUACGAUAUCAGUCUGGUCAACAAUUUCUACGCUUUCCCGCAGUUCAAUCGGAAAUACGGCGAGUUAGGAGCAAAUAAUGAAUACCAAGUCUCUGCACCGUGGCAAGCAGGGCUCAGCAACGGUGCCUACGCGGGCGAGAUAAUCGGCUUGUUUAUCAAUGGUUGGGCGUCGGAGCGGUUCGGGUAUCGCUACACAAUCAUGGCUUGUCUUAUCUUGGUGACCGCGUGGACCGCCAUCUUCUUCACGGCCCCGAACGUGCAAGCCCUCCUGGCUGCAGAGAUUUUGUGUGGAAUUCCCUGGGGAGUCUUCCAAACUCUGACCAUCACCUACGCCUCCGAGGUGUGUCCCGUGGCUCUACGAGGGUAUCUGACCACCUAUGUCAACUUUUGCUGGGGUCUUGGCCAGCUCAUUGGGGUUGGCGUGAUCAAGGCCAUGUUGAACCGCACCGAUGAAUGGGCGUACCGAAUCCCGUACGGGCUGCAGUGGAUGUGGCCCCUGCCGCUCUUCAUUGGAAUAUUACUUGCUCCCGAGUCGCCUUGGUGGUUAGUGAGAAGGGGACGAACCGAAGACGCGAAAUGUGCCCUUUUACGCCUGACUAGCCAAGAUCGUGAGACAGAUUUCGACGCCGAUGAAACCAUUGCCAUGAUGGUGCACACCACCGCAUUGGAGGAUAAGAUCACCAAGGGAGCCAGUUACUUGGACUGCUUCCGGGGCACCGACCGUCGCCGUACGGAGAUCAUCUGCAUGGUGUGGGCGAUCCAGAACCUCAGCGGGAACUCCUUUUCCAACUACUCCACCUAUUUCCUCAAACAGGCCGGGCUCGACCCAUCGAAUUCCUAUGCCUUUGCCAUGGGCCAGUACGGGAUCAACAUGCUCGGCGUGUUUGGCGCAUGGUUUCUCAUGACUCUCGGCAUCGGUCGCCGAUCCCUGGUUCUGUACGGUCUCUGUGGGCUCAGCGCGAUGCUGCUCACCAUGGGCUUCUUGGGUCUCGUUCCCAGGGAGCACCGCGACCAAGGCUCGCUGGCCACUGGAUCCCUGAUGCUGAUCUGGGCACUAUUCUACCAGCUGACAGUCGGCACGGUCGGCUAUUCGCUGGUGGCCGAGCUCUCGACGCGGCGGCUACAGAUCAAAACCGUAGUGCUGGGCCGGAACCUUUACAACAUCGUCGCCAUCAUCUGCGGUGUGCUGACCCCGUACAUGCUGAACCCCACCGCCUGGAAUUGGGGCAACUACGCGGGCUUCUUCUGGGGCGGGAUCUGCUUCCUCUGCAUUAUAUACACCUACUUCCGCGUCCCCGAGCCUCGAGGUCGCACGUUCGCCGAGCUGGACUUGCUCUUUGAGCGUGGGGUCAGCGCGCGCAAGUUUGCUUCUACCCAGGUCGAUGUCUUCGACGAGACGGUGGAGAGCCGUGUCAUCGAUGACUACCGGGCACAGAAGAAGCGGAGAACCGACCCGAGUCAGGCGGAGAAGAACGAUGGUUCAAUAUGA